AUGAUAUUAACUGUGUUUCUGAGCAACAAUGAACAGAUUUUGACAGAAGUUCCAAUUACACCAGAAACAACCUGUCGCGAUGUAGUAGAGUUCUGCAAAGAGCCUGGAGAAGGAAGCUGCCAUCUGGCUGAAGUGUGGCGUGGAAAUGAACGCCCCAUACCCUUUGAUCACAUGAUGUAUGACCACCUACAGAAAUGGGGUCCCCGCAGGGAAGAGGUGAAAUUUUUUCUUCGUCAUGAGGAGUCACCAGCUGAAAGUAAUGAACAGAGUGGACGUCAAGCCCAAAAUCAAAGAAAUGGCAUAAAUAUACCUAUGGAGAAGCGUACAGAGAAUGGGGUUGGAAAUCCACGUGUUGAGCUCACUCUUUCUGAACUUCAAGAUAUGGCUGCCCGACAACAGCAGCAGAUUGAAAAUCAACAGCAAAUGCUGGUUGCUAAGGAACAACGUUUGCGUUAUCUGAAGCAGCAGGAACGUCGUCAGCAGCAGUCUGUUUCUGAGAGUGAAAAGCUUCAGAAACUUAAAGAACGUGUUGAAACCCAGGAGACAAAGCUGAAAAAAAUCCGUGCCAUGAGAGGACAAGUGGACUACAGCAAGAUCAUGAAUGGCAAUCUGUCAACUGAAAUUGAGCAUAUAAGUGCCAUGUUCCAGGAAAAGCAGCAGGAGCUACAGGCUGCAGUGUUAAAAGUGGAUCAGCUUACUCAGCAACUGGAGGAUUUAAGGAAAGGGAAACUUAAUGGGUUUCAGUCUUACAAUGGACAAAUGACGGGACCUGCAGCAGUAGAAUUGAAAAAGUUGUAUCAAGAGCUACAAAUUCGUAACAGGCUUAACCAGGAGCAGAACUCCAAGCUUCAGCAGCAAAAAGAACUCUUAAACAAACGCAAUAUGGAGGUGGCUAUGAUGGACAAGCGAAUCAAUGAGCUGCGUGAACGACUAUACAAGAAAAAAGUUGAGUUGAAUCGUAUUAAUGGCACUUCCUCACCCCAGUCGUCCCUGAGUGCUUCAGGAAGGGUGGCAGCAGUAGGACCUUACAUCCAAGUUCCAAGUGCUGGCACUUAUGCUGUACCAGUAGAUCCAGUUAAACCACAGUCUCUCACCAUUGCUUCUAGCUCAACACAUGGAAGAUCAAAAUCUGCUAAUGAUGGAAACUGGCCACUACUUAAGCAGAACUCAGCCCCUGUGGUAAAACCACCGCAGAUCUCCAGCACAGACUGGAAAGAAUCGAGCAUGGAUACUGCUUUAAAACAAGGAACUAUAUCCAGCCAGCCCUUGCCAACUUCAGUACUAGGAAGUACUGAUAAGCUGGGUCUUGACCUGGGGAAGGUGCCACCAGCAGUACCUGGUGUAAGCAAGCAGUUGCCUCAAAACUAUGGGACCUAUCCAAGUCCAGUUCCCUUAGGAACAGGUUCUACAAAUUCUCUAGAAAGACGGAAGGAUGGCAGCCUGCCCAGACCUGGCACCAGUAUAACAAAUCGGCAAAGACCUGUUCCACUUCCACCGCCAAGCAACGUCCAUCAGCCCAGUUCUUCACAACAGAUUCAGCAGAGAAUUUCUGUACCUCCCAGCCCUACGUAUCAACCUGCUGGUCCCCCCUUGUUUCCAGGAGGAGAUGGCAGGCCAGAACUCCCCUUAACUGUCGCAAUCAGACCUUUUCUGGCUGAUAAAGGAUCACGACCGCAGUCUCCUAGGAAAGGGCCACAGACAGUGAACUCCAGUUCCAUCUACUCAAUGUAUCUUCAGCAAGCAACACCACCAAAGAAUUAUCAACAAGCUGUAUACAAUACCUUAAAUAAGUCCGUAAAAGCAGUUUAUGGAAAACCUGUAUUGCAAUCUGGCUCGACUUCUCCCUCGCCCUUGCCAUUCCUUCAUGGUUCUUUGCCCACCCAGACUUCCUCACAGCCGCAGUCUCAGCCUCAGACUGAGGUGUCUGAAAAAGAUCAAGAGGUGGAAAACCCUCCACCACCCAGUGAAAACAGCAAUGUGGAAAACAUUCCCCGUCCUCUCAGUCCUACUAAGCUCACACCUAUUGUGCAUUCACCCCUACGGUAUCAAAGUGAUGCUGACCUUGAAGCUCUGAGAAGAAAACUGGCCAAUGCUCCAAGGCCAUUAAAGAAACGUAGUUCUAUCACUGAACCAGAAGGCCCAAGUGGACCAAAUAUACAAAAAUUAUUGUAUCAGCGCUUUAAUACUCUUGCUGGAGGAAUAGAAAGUGCUCCUUUUUAUCAGCCAAGCAACCCACAGGACUUCAUAGGCAUCUUAGCUGAUGUUGAUAAUGGUAACGCUGGUACCAAUGGCAAUAUUGAAGAACCUAUUUCCGUGCAACCUACAGUUCCUCUUCCUGAUGAGCCACCCCCUUCAUCAGAUGCCAAUGAUAACGAGUUACCUUCUCCUGCUACUGAGGAACUGAUAAGUACUGAAACCACAAAUCAAACACCUGAGACAACUGAAGAUAACAACAACAAUCUUGCUAUAGUUCCUUCUACUGAACAGUCACCUAGUCCCACACCAGAGGUCAGUUCUCCAGUAGAAGAUGAAGCUCCUUUGCCUCCUGCUCCUCCUCCUCCGCUUCCUCCAGUAAGUAACCAAACAAAACGUACCAACUUGAAGAAACCAAACUCGGAAAGAACAGGCCAUGGUUUGAGAGUGAAGUUCAAUCCACUGGCCCUCCUCCUGGAUGCCUCUUUGGAAGGAGAAUUUGAUCUUGUACAACGAAUCAUAUACGAGGUUGAUGAUCCCAGUAAACCAAAUGAUGAAGGAAUUACACCUUUGCAUAACGCAGUGUGUGCUGGUCAUCACCACAUUGUGAAGUUCCUGCUUGAUUUUGGUGUAAAUGUAAAUGCAGCAGACAGCGAUGGAUGGACACCCUUGCAUUGUGCUGCUUCUUGCAAUAGCGUUCAUCUCUGUAAACUACUGGUUGAAUCUGGGGCAGCUAUUUUUGCUUCAACUAUAAGUGAUAUAGAAACUGCUGCAGACAAGUGUGAAGAGAUGGAAGAAGGUUAUAUUCAAUGUUCCCAGUUCUUGUACGGAGUGCAAGAGAAGCUGGGAGUGAUGAACAAAGGAGUGGUGUACGCUCUGUGGGAUUACGAAGCCCAGAAUAACGACGAGUUGUCAUUCCACGAGGGUGAUGCCAUUACUAUUCUAAGACGCAAGGAUGACAAUGAAACGGAGUGGUGGUGGGCCCGCCUCAAUGAUAAAGAAGGCUACGUGCCUAAAAACCUUCUUGGGUUAUAUCCACGAAUAAAGCCUAGACAGCGAACCCUUGCUUGAACUGAGUUGUACGACAGUGCAAUACCAUGCUGGUAACUGGAAACUUAAAACAUACACUGGAGCCAUCACUUUUGAUCAUUUCACACAGAGAAAUAAAACUAUGAUACUUAGUUUUAAUGGUGCUUUCUCUUGUUAAAUGGACAGCAUCCACAAUUUUCAAGAUCUGCAGUUUGUAAAUGAGGAUCAUUUUUACAGGACCCACCACUGCUGAGGAGACCGAUACCUCCACUACUUACAGUGUUGCACCACUAUCGUCUGAAGCGGUGUUUUAAGUUCAAAGUUCUGUGGUUGGAGCUUUCUUGUGUUCAAUGUUCAGAGGUGUCACUUGUGGGGUGCAGAUACACUGUCCAGUUUGCUCCAACCCCACAGCAACUGUCCCACAUCAGGAUUUUGGAUGUUUUGUUCAAUACCAGUGAAUGUUGAGUUCUUGUUAUCGAUCAACUCUUGGGUUCUAGGACACAAGAUCUUCACCUAUUACAUGCAUAAUUUAAGUAGUCACCAAAGCUAAAUAAAGGCUAGGAUUAAGCGGUAACAUGCUACACGCUUACAUCCUAGUCUGGACAACCCCAACAAAAGCUUUAACUAGCCUAGCACCUAGUAUUAUUUGCAUUUAGAAUCAAGCUAGAGAACUAACAAAACAACAGUAUUUGUACACUUCUCAAAUCCCCUACACGCUAUUUCACAUGGUGUUUUAUUUUCUUCUUAUUCAGCUUACAGCACCAGUGUUAUCUCUACUAAUGUAAAGGUU
Messenger RNA from Nestor notabilis (Kea), 4012 nucleotides. RefSeq names its product protein phosphatase 1, regulatory subunit 13B (gene PPP1R13B). Lineage: Eukaryota; Metazoa; Chordata; Aves; Psittaciformes; Psittacidae. The coding region runs from base 1 to 3264 and encodes 1087 amino acids. The transcript is spliced from 16 exons. Gene Ontology annotation, cellular component: nucleus. Gene Ontology annotation, biological process: apoptotic process; regulation of apoptotic process; negative regulation of cell cycle. The record is from RefSeq and is a predicted model, not a curated record. Gene Ontology annotation, molecular function: transcription factor binding; p53 binding.